AAUAAAGGAUGCAACAUUCGGUUACAUUAAAAGUUUGCAAACACAUAUAUUUAGACAUCUUGAUCAAUUAGAAAGUUGUAAAAGUCUUCAUUACCAUGAGUUUUUUCCUGAGAAGGAAAUACAGAUUAAGAUAGGAGGUGAUUACGGUGGUGGAAGUUUCAAAAUGACUUAUCAGGUAGCAAAUACCAUAAACCCAAACAGCAAAGAUAACACCAUUGUUUUUAGCAUUUUUGAGGCAAAGGAUUACCAAAUCAAUAUUAAAGUUGCCAUUUCAAGAUUUGAAAAACAAAUAGAAGAUCUUCAAAAAAUGAAAUAUAAUGAUAGCAACAUUAGAGUAUUUAUUUUUGGAGAUUACAAGUUUCUAUGUGCACUUUAUGGUAUUUCAGGUGCCUCAGGGAGGCAUUGUUGUCUUUUCUGCUAUGCGACAGCAAGUGAAAUGAAAUGCAUUGACCCUGAAAUAAAGUAUCGCACAUUGGAAGAUUUAUGUUUGGAUCAUAAAAGGUUUAUGGAAAACGGAGGUCUAAAGAAUAUUGCCAAAAAUUUUAAUAAUGUCAUAAAUGAACCAAUUUUAAAAAUACCACUAGACCAAGUGUCUUUACCUAGUCUUCACAUGGCUCUUGGUAUUUAUUUAAACUUUUUUAACAUGUUUGAAGAAGAAGUUCAUCAAUUGGACAUAUUGAUGGCUGCUGAACCGCUAAAGAGCGGCAUGAAAUGCUCAGAAGAGUAUGAAGUUUUUAUAAACAAACAAAAGCAAUUGUGGAAUCUUCAAAUAGAGAUUCUAAAUAUUGAUGAUCAAAUUGAAUUAGUUAAUGAUGUCAUUUUAUUAGCUACAGUAAAUAAUUCAGAUGAUGUAGAUGAUGCUCAAUCUCUUUACUUGACAGAAAUUGAGCUACUUAUUAAUGAAAAAGAAAAAAAGACAAAUCUAUUCAAUACUCUUGAAGAAUAUUUUUUAAAGAAGGGUCAAGGACCUUGUACUCAAAUGAUUGAGACUAUAUUACAACAGCUUAAUGUUCAACGCCAAGCAUAUCAUGGAAAAAGUUUUAUUGGAAAUCAUGUGCAUAAAAUGCUUAAAAAACCUUCAAUACUUCGGUUAUGCAACUCUAUACCUAAGUUUGUUUAUGAUGAGGGUUAUUCAGGGACCAAUAUACAUCUAAAAUCAAUAGAAAUUAGCAAGCAAUACAAACAGCUCUUUGAUAAAUUUGCACAGUGUUAUAACAUAUUUUCAUCCAAAAAUACUAUUUCAACAGAAAAAUUAAGUAUUUUAAAAAAGAAGAUAAGCGAUUUGAUGCAAUUUUAUCGGGAAAAUUGGCCCGAGGCCUCAGUGUCGCCAAAGUUACAUAUGCUGGAACGUCAUACUGUUCCGUUUUUAGAAAAAUGGAAAGCAGGAUUUGGGUUUUAUGGCGAGCAAGGCGGCGAGUCGAUACAUGCAGAGUUCAAUAAACUGAAAAAUAUAUAUCAAUCAAUUCCUUGUCCAACAAUGCAAUUGAAAAGUAUUCUGAAAUCCCAUUACCAAAAGACAAACCCAGAGAACAUGCGACUUAAGCCAUGUGUAAAAAAAAGAAAAUUUGUUAAGAAAAUUGCUUGAAUAUCUUCGAGUCUCCGAAGAAGGGAAAUUAAAAACGGCUAUUUUCAUAGCCACAAACAUA
Molecule: messenger RNA, 1646 nt
Organism: Hydra vulgaris (swiftwater hydra)
Lineage: Eukaryota; Metazoa; Cnidaria; Hydrozoa; Anthoathecata; Hydridae
Source: RefSeq, a predicted model, not a curated record